AGGCAUAGUUUCAGAUGCAUGACACAUAAAAAACAAAUUAUAACAAAUGGAAUCGGCGAUCAGUGAGAAAGGAUCAACUAUAUUACGCGGUUCGCGACAAACACGACGUAGAAGGUCCACAAAUGUAAGCAAAAGACUUUCAGCGGCACCUGUAAGAGCAGCGAUAUCCUUUGAACCGAGGGUCAUACCCCAAAGAGUCUUUCUCUAUAUGCAACUAAAGAAUAUUUCGAAUCUACCGGUGGCAGCUUAUCCACUCGAACUGCAUUUGUAUCAUGUGAAAAAUACAUUGCAAAAGAUGUCGGAGCACUAUACUAAGGAAACGAUUAUCUUUCAGAAUGAGUUCAAAUUGGAAAGACCAGCGUUUGCAAUGGGUAUUAUUCAAGAUAGCAUCGAUGAUAUGAAUAUCUUCAGUGACAAUCCAUUGGUCGUGUCGCUAUAUCAGCGCAUUCCCCGACAUCGUCGAUGUGAACUGAAGACUGUGAUGGAGGUGAGAACAGAUGCCUCAGCUGCUAUCAUGAAGGUGGGCAAACCCAAUAGGAAGCAACGUGAAAAGAUAGUUUUCGGAGAUGCUGCAGGUGAUGAUGCGGAAGCGUGUUUGGACGAGGGAGACGAUGAUAAUGAUGUUUAUAUUGAAGAAAGUCUGGAGUUUAUCUCCCGUGGCCAUUGCGAUCUAUUGCAACUGUUUCAAUGCAAACGCUUCAUCAGCAAUAUUCCCAUUAUGCUCUACGCGGAGUACGAUCGCGUGUUGGAGACAUCGACUAGUCAUAAGAUCACCACGACCAGCGAUUGGCAUAUGUACUCUAUACUGCCGAUCCUUAAGAACUUUCACUUUACAAAUCUGGCAUUCAUCACACUUGAAUCGAUAUACAACGCACCCGAAGAGCUGCAUCAACGUGCCGGACAUCUAGGCAUAAGUCUGUCGAUUCGCUCGACAUUCCUUGACUCGAAUGACGAGUAUCAGGUGAUUCCCUUCUGCACCUUCUAUGGCUUCGUCUCCCAGAUCAUUGCCGAACAGAACACGAUCAUUGUCUGGGAGAGCAUCAAGAGAGAUUUAUUACGAGAAUCGCGUUCGAGCCUUAGCAGCAAUCAAAUGCAGACCAGUUGCAACAUUAAUUUGCCGCGUUUAUUCCGCGAGUUGCUUAAAACCCCAAAUGUGGAUUUGAAGAUUAAUGAAAUCAAUAUACUUUCGGAUUCGGCUCUGGUCAAUAACUCGCUGCAUCGUUAUGUUUUAACCCCUGAGAUGCGGGAGAUUCUCGAGACUGCUGUGGCACACAAUCAGUAUGAAUUCCUCUUGCAACUUUACGAUGAAACUCCUGCCAAUGUUCUCUAUGAGGGCAUCAUUAAUCCAAGCGUGUUUGGCUAUCCCAAUGUCAAUUAUUGUCGAUUUGCCAGCGUGCUUUCUCCCGUGAUGCGGAGGUCAAGAAAAACCUAUAGAAUGACGGAGGUUUCAGAGCCAGAAUCACCCAUGUUUGCCAUUAUGAAAAUCUGUUUCUUUCAAACCUUAACCAAGCAUAACGAGUCCUUGGAUGUUUACAAUGAGAGCCAAAUGAAGACUGCGAAAUUGGGACGCUGCUUGGAUAUGAAAUUCCUUAACAAUGGCGUCAAUAGUUCAGAUAUCAUAAAAGAACUGUAUCGCGCUUUUGAUGAUCUAAUUAAGGAAGUGAUUAGUUUUAUUGUUAGGAACGAUGUGAUGAGCAUUAAUGAUAAACCUCAUAAUCUGUGCUGCCAUUUGGAUAAUCUGAGGAAUCUCCUUGUGGAUAUCUGUGGUUCUGAUUUCAACGCUCGCAUUCAUACCAAGUCCAAUAUUGAGUUUCGCGAAAUGCUGACGCAUAUGCACGAGGAGCUAAUGGAACGCGUUGAGGAGCUGCUGACAGCCUGCAGCUGGGAAAGUCCACGCAAUUGUGUUUUCCACUCUGCAAAUGAACAGAUUCACACCCAACGACUCAUGGAGGAAUAUCGCAACAUGUGCAACACUGGGGAACGUGUGAUGGCCAAGCAGAUGUUUGCCGAACUCAAAACUAGCUGCAACAACCAACUGAUAUUCAAUUUCUAUGUCUUCCUCACUUCCGUCGAGAAUCUGAAUUUUAAUGGGGCCUCAAUCUAUUUACUCAAUCAAAGGGAAAGUAACUGGAAUGGCGAAUACUUUGUUUCACUCUUGGAGCUUUAUGUUAACUAUAAAAUUAGUGUCAAAACUGAGGAGAACGAGGGUGAGGCUUAUAGCAAUCUGUUGGAACAACUGCGAAUUUUCAGCAACCAAAAUAAUUUGGAUCGUGAGGUCUGGGUAUUACUGUAUUGUUUUUACAAGCAAAAGAACUAUAUGUCGGGAAUGGAGUUCACACGUUGGCAGUACGAGAAUCUCUAUGAUGUUCCAGGUAAAUCCAUGCCCCUCUUGCCCCGUUCUCUCUACGAAUCCUUUAUACCUGUCGACUUUGAGCUGAGUGGCAAUAUCAUAAAUGGAAUUAAGUUCUAUGAAGUUUUCAAGACAUUUGCUCGCCUGGGUGCUUAUGGAUUUGCAGAGUUGAUAUUUGCAGAAAUUGCCAGUGAAUUCACGGUUGCCGAGGCAUAUUUGAUAAGUACGACUUUGAAGAUGUUGCAGGGCGGAUUGGACAAAACUUUUCAAAUAAAAAGAUUGCAGACCGACAAAUUGCUGCGUUACUUGCAAGCUCAUGUCAAUGGCAAUGUGGAAUUCUCCCGUCGACGGUAUGAUGAAGCUAUCAAAUACUAUAAGGAUCUGCUGACCAUCAACCUAACCGAAAACGAAAUGCUCUCGAUGUUCUAUACGAGCCUAAUGCGACUAGCGCGUCUGAGUUUCGAAAAUGGAGACUACGAGUUGGCCAAGCAGGCCUAUGAAAUGUGUAUACCCUAUGAUAAAAAGGAGAAAAACUUUUCGGCCAACUAUGGCAUGGGAUUGUCCAUGUACUAUCUGAACAGACUUGAGGAAGCUAUUGAAUAUCUAUCUAGAUGUACGGAGAAUGAAAUCUUCAUGCCCGAUCCAUGGGGAUAUUUGGCCGUUAUCAAUCUGCGUUUGGGUCGCAACAAGUCGGCUUUGGAAUGCUGGAAAGUGGCUAAAAUGUACCCAGAAAUGCCUUUGAAUAACCGCAUCUAUGAUGAGCUGGAGAAAAUUAAAUAUUCUGAAACAUGUUUGUUGGUUGAAGAUGAUUGCAAACCAGCUUAACAAAGGUUUAAAUUGAUUCAUCUGAAAAAUACUGGAGAAACACAUGAGAGAAUACUAAUAUUUUACGUUUUCCCUCCAAUUCUGGUUAAUAUAAUUAUCAGAUUCAAUGAUAACAAUUAUAGCAAGAGUAAGAUAAAUUUACCCUGAUUCGUCA
Drosophila innubila is the source of this 3329-nucleotide messenger RNA. RefSeq lists its product as uncharacterized. Bases 47 to 3175 code for a protein of 1042 amino acids. Gene Ontology annotation, cellular component: extracellular exosome; motile cilium. Gene Ontology annotation, biological process: cilium assembly; cilium movement. Gene Ontology annotation, molecular function: protein binding. The transcript is spliced from 8 exons. The record is from RefSeq and is a predicted model, not a curated record. Lineage: Eukaryota; Metazoa; Arthropoda; Insecta; Diptera; Drosophilidae.